Rhinolophus ferrumequinum (greater horseshoe bat) is the source of this 6814-nucleotide messenger RNA. It is a transcript of the gene MAP4K2, whose product is annotated as mitogen-activated protein kinase kinase kinase kinase 2. The transcript has 32 exons. Lineage: Eukaryota; Metazoa; Chordata; Mammalia; Chiroptera; Rhinolophidae. The record is from RefSeq and is a predicted model, not a curated record. Gene Ontology annotation, biological process: protein phosphorylation. The coding region runs from base 60 to 2522 and encodes 820 amino acids. Gene Ontology annotation, molecular function: ATP binding; MAP kinase kinase kinase kinase activity.
GCCGCCCAGCGCCGGCUCCGCAGCUCCCGCCUGCCAGCCGGCCCGCCCGGCGCCGGGCCAUGGCGCUGCUGAGGGACGUGUCGCUGCAGGAUCCGCGGGACCGCUUCGAGCUGCUGCAGCGCGUGGGGGCCGGGACCUAUGGCGACGUCUACAAGGCCCGCGACACGGUCACGUCAGAAUUGGCUGCGGUCAAGAUAGUGAAGCUAGAUCCAGGGGACGACAUCAGCUCCCUUCAGCAGGAAAUCACCAUCCUGCGUGAGUGCCACCACCCCAAUGUGGUGGCCUACAUUGGCAGCUAUCUCAGGAAUGACCGCUUGUGGAUCUGCAUGGAGUUCUGUGGAGGGGGGUCUCUGCAGGAGAUUUAUCACGCUACUGGGCCCCUGGAGGAACGGCAGAUUGCCUAUGUCUGCCGAGAGGCACUAAAGGGCCUGCACCACUUACAUUCUCAGGGGAAGAUCCACAGAGACAUCAAGGGAGCCAACCUUCUCCUCACCCUCCAGGGAGAUGUCAAGCUGGCUGACUUUGGGGUGUCAGGCGAGCUGACGGCAUCUGUGGCUAAGAGGAGGUCUUUCAUUGGGACUCCAUACUGGAUGGCCCCGGAGGUGGCUGCCGUGGAGCGCAAAGGCGGCUACAACGAGCUGUGUGAUGUCUGGGCCCUGGGCAUCACCGCCAUUGAGCUGGGAGAGUUGCAGCCCCCUCUAUUCCACCUUCACCCCAUGAGGGCCUUGAUGCUCAUGUCCAAGAGCAGCUUCCAGCCGCCUAAGCUGAGAGACAAGACGCGCUGGACCCAGAAUUUCCACCACUUCCUCAAGCUCGCCUUGACCAAGAACCCCAAGAAGAGGCCAACAGCAGAGAAGCUCCUUCAGCACCCAUUCACAACCCAGCAGCUCCCUCGGGCUCUCCUCACACAGCUGUUGGACAAGGCCAAUGACCCCCACUUGGGCACCCCCUCCCCAGAAGACUGUGACCUGGAGACUUAUGACAUGUUUCCAGACACCAUUCAUUCCCGGGGUCAGCACAGCCAGGCUGAGAGGACCCCCUCAGAGAUCCAGUUUCACCAGGUGAAAUUUGGUGCCCCACGCAGGAAGGAAACGGAUCCGCUAAAUGAGCCGUGGGAAGAGGAGUGGACGCUGCUGGGAAAGGAGGACCUGAGUGGGAGCCUGCUGCAAUCAGUCCAGGAGGCCCUGGAGGAAAGGAGCCUAACCAUCCGACCAGCUGUGGAACUCCAGGAACUGGACUCUCCAGACGAUGCUAUGGGAACCAUCAAGCGGGCCCCAUGCUUGGGGCCAUCCCCACCUGAGCCUCCAGCUGAGGACCCUCUAUCCAGCCCCCCAGGAACCCCGCCCCUGCCUCCCCUAGGCCCUGACAGCACCCCGGUUCUCCCCACCGCCUGGGCCACCAUGAAGCAGCCGGAGGAUUCUGAGAGAUCCUCUUGCCACGGGCUUCCCCCAACCCCCAAGGUGCACAUGGGCGCCUGCUUCUCCAAGGUCUUCAAUGGCUGUCCCCUGCGGAUCCACGCUGCUGUCACUUGGAUUCACCCUGUCACCCGGGAUCAGUUCCUGGUGGUGGGGGCUGAGGAAGGCAUCUACACCCUCAACCUGCAUGAGCUGCACGAGGAUACACUAGAGAAGCUGAUUUCACACCGCUGCGCCUGGCUCUACUGUGUGAAUAACGUGCUGCUGUCACUCUCAGGGAAAUCCACGCACAUCUGGGCCCAUGACCUCCCAGGCUUGUUUGAGCAGCGGCGACUACAGCAGCAGGUUCCCCUCUCCAUCCCCACCAACCGCCUCACCCAGCGCAUCAUCCCCAGGCGCUUUGCCCUGUCCACCAAGAUUCCUGACACCAAAGGCUGCCUGCAGUGUCGUGUGGUGCGGAACCCCUACACAGGCAGCACGUUCCUGCUGGCCGCCUUGCCUGCCAGCCUGCUCCUGCUGCAGUGGUAUGAGCCGCUACAGAAGUUCCUGCUGCUGAAGAACUUCUCCAGCCCCUUGCCCAGCCCAGCAGGGAUGCUGGAGCCACUGGUGUUGGAUGGGAAGGAGCUGCCACAGGUGUGCGUGGGGGCCGAGGGCCCCGAGGGGCCUGGCUGUCGUGUGCUGUUCCAUGUCCUGCCCCUGGAGGCUGGCUUGACACCUGACGUCCUCAUACCACCUGAGGGGCUCCCAGGCUCGGCCCAGCAAGUGAUCCAGGUGGACAGGGACACAGUCCUAGUCUGCUUUGACCGCUGCGUGAGGAUUGUCAACCUGCUGGGUGAGCCCACGGCCACACUGGCACCUGUGCUGACCUUUGACUUCCCCAUUGAGACUGUGGUGUGUCUGCAGGACAGCGUGCUGGCCUUCUGGAGCCAUGGAAUGCAAGGCCGUAGUCUGGAUACCAACGAGGUGACCCAGGAGAUCACAGAUGAGACCAGGGUCUUCCGAGUGCUUGGGGCCCACAGAGACAUCAUCCUUGAGAGUAUUCCCACCGACAACCCGGGGGCUCACAGCAACCUCUACAUUCUCACGGGCCAUCAGAGCAGUUACUGAGCGGGCCAGGCCUGGCCAGUGGCAUGCCCCCACCCCACCUCCAUGCCUUAGCUGCAGUCCACUUUAGGCAGAGGGGCCCCUCCUGCAUCAGAGAAGCCCAGGCCCCCGGUCUGCUGGGCUGAAGGGCAGAAAUAAUCCUGAGAAGUUCUGGGGCUGUGGAGGGGAGGGGAGUCCACCCACAGCCCUGCAAUAACUGGACCAGAGGAAGCUGCUGUCACCUGCCCCUCCCCUUCGGGCAGCCCAGGCCUAGUGCCCCAUGGCAGGGUGGGGGCAGGCCCUGGGUGAUCCAUUCCAUCUUGUUCCCAUUUCCUCUCCACUCUUCCUGCCGAGAGCCUGCCCCUGUACCCUGUCCUGGGAACAUAUUUAAAAGAGAGAACUAUAUUGAUAUGAAAGCUGGUUUGAUUUAUUCCACUGGUUCCUCUGGGGCAGGGGCAGGGGGCACUGUGUCCACUGCCUCACUUCCCUCCUCCUCCCUCCUUCCCUCCCUCCCUCCCUCCAACACAUCUUUCUGUGGCACCAGGUACUAUAGAAGCACAGGGGAAGUGCAGGCCACCAGUGUUGUGGUGGCUCCCUCAUGGGGGUACCAGGCAGCAGUGCUGGGGAGGCCAGUGGCCCCAUACAGCAUCUCGGGGUGCUGUAUCUUCCUGGGCUCCCCUCAGGAUGAGCCCGCAGCUUGGCAGUAUGGCCAAGGAGUCAUGUAGAUGGGAGGCCCCUGAACAAAGGGCCUCUCAUCCAGGGCAGCCCUGCCCCAUAUAGGAUCUCAUCAGGCAAACAGGGCCCAGGAGGGGCCAGCCAAGAGCUGUUCCACCCAGCCCCAGGGAGGCCUAUGGAAACAGCCGGCCAUGACCUGUACCACCCAGGCCUGGGGCUGCCGCCCUGCCUCCCACCUGCUGCCUACGUAUCAGUGUGCUCGAUCAGGCCAGGCCUACUCAGUGUGGGCACCAUCACCAGGCUAGACUCUGGCAAGAUUAGCCUGUGUCCAUUUAACAAGUAUUCCCAGAGGAACUCCUCAGUGGCAGGCCCUGGGCUCACAGAGGGGUCACUACCAAGGUGUGCACCAGCCCCCCCGGGAGGGGAGCUGUCCUUGCUUUAGCCUGAGUCUUGAGGGCACAUGCAUCCACCCAUGGCUGACCUUGUGCUUUGAAUUGCCGUUCUCCCACGUUUCCCUCUUAGGGGGCUCCCUACCCCUGGGAGCCUCGUCAUGCCCCAGGCACUGACCAGGCUGCUCUUGACCAGAGCCUUUGGGCAGGUGAGGCCAAGGGGGCAGGAUGGCAGCUGGCCUUGAAGGAGGGUGCGGUGCACAGCAGGACCAGGGCUGCAGAGGGCUGGAAGGCCCUGGAUCUAGGUAGAGUCUGAGCAAAGGCCCAGGGGCCAGCUCUCGAGUUUGGCCCAAUCUCCCUUCUGAUAUUCAAGGCAAGUGUUUGAGUAAGAACUUCUCUACACCUGGUUGGCCAUUGGGAAAUAUUUGACACAUUUAAAUAUAAAGCACAUUUAAGUGAACGAAAAGAUAAGUGGGUGAGUGGUGGGUAGAUGGCGACUUACGUGAAGCAGCAGCAGCAUCCCCGUCCCAAGGGCCCCAGGCAAUUCCAUGGUUGUCGUAGUGUCCCCUCGUCCACACUCCAGCAGAGCCCCAGCUGCUCUGACUACCAGUGCCUGGGUUUCUCAGCUGAAAUGGGGGUGAGGCCAGGGGAGGAGACAGCCCCUGUGCACUGGCUCAAUGGAGGUUGGGAGGGACCUUCCAAGUUCUGAAGGUUUGUCUGCUCCACCUGCAGGGCAUUCCAUAGGCCAAAUGGCGGGGUGACAGGGAUAUGAUUUCCAAAUUCCAAUUUUUCAGAUUUCUUGAUAGAAGUGGGAGGUGAGCGGGAUCCCUAUCAGCAGAGACUCUGAUCCCAGGUACCCAGGGACUGAUCGGCCCCCAGAGCACCAAGCAGCAGACAGCGCCACCUUGUGGCAGGCUGCCGCAGCUCUGAGCAGCCACCCUUGUCUGAAAAGGUGGUGGUGGGGUUGUCAGAGAGUAAUUUGCCUAAAUCUGGGAUCUGAGAAAAGCAAGAGCCUCUGAUAAAAUAUUGGCUGCCAGAAAAGGCUGGCCAGAAGCCAAAGAAAGAUCAAGAAGCCAGGGAAUAUGCCCUGAGAGACUAAAAUUAUUUUAUUUAUGUAUUUUUUAAUAGGUAGCCCUUGCGUAUGGUAAACAAUUUUAAAAAAAUGCAAAAUAGGUACUAUGAAACGUCUCCCACUCAGGUCCCAGUUACUUCUGAAGCCUUCUGAAGUGUUUAUGCAUAUGUAGCGGUCCUGUAUGUUUCAUUCUUCCCUCUUUAUACCAUGGUCUAACAUAAUCACACGCACUUUGCAUCUUGGUCUUUAAAAUCUACCCUGGAGAGCUUUCCAUGAUCAGUACCUCCCCCUUUGUUGUUUUAUAGUCAGUGGUAUUCCAUUGUAUGUAUUUCCCAUAACGUUAAUUUACUGUCAUUAGAUCCCGAUUGAUGAAAUUUUAUGUUGUUUCUAUUACUUUGAUAUUACAAAUGACACUGCAAUAAAUAUUCUUAUGCCAAUGCCCCUCUAUAUAUUCAGGUGUCCUCUAGGGCCAAUUCCUGGAGUGGCAUUGCUGUGUCAGAGGGGGCCCUGUGUGUCCUUGUGAUAGCUACUGUCAAAUUGCCCUCCCUGGGCGGAAGCUUCCGGGAUGGGUCAUAUCAGCUUCUCUCGGCCAUCCUGUGGGUGAGUGGAAGAGGCGUGGGCACCUCAGGGUGUUUGGGGAGCUGGCCCAUACACCAGUUAAGUGAGGGUCAAAAGGAGAACCACCACGAGAAUGUGGCCAUGUUCACUGGCAUGUCCAGCAGUGGGACACUGCUUGCUGCACAGCAGGCCCUUGGGCUUGCUUUCCGAGGGAAGGAAUGAGCGUGGUGUGGUGAAGAGGAGGCCCUGGGGUCAGGCCCCUGGACUGGGCGAGCUUGCUGAGCUGCAUUUUCCCAGGUACAUAUCCUAAGUCUGCCUGCAGGGCUGUUGGGAGGAUUGAAAAUAAUGGUAAUAUACAAAAUGCAACAACACAGAUGCAUCUUGGGUAAUGCCAAAUUAAAACAGCAAGUUACAUAAAAUUACACACAGUAUGAUAGCAAGUCUAAACCACUUCUAGUUGGUGAUAGAUGCACAUGUGAAAAAACUCCAUUAGAUCAGAAGCAGCACAAAAUUCAAAAUGAUGGUCCCUGGGGGGAGAAUGAGAGUGGGGUAACACAGGACCCCAGGAAUUUGCAGAGGUAUUGGUAAUAUCUUGGUUGUCAGGCUGGGUGGUAGGUUCACAGGUGUUCAAUUAAUAAUUCAAUUCCUAACUCACAUAAGGUACACACAUCCUUUUGUUUGUAUCAAAUACUAUGUAAUAAAACAUUUAAGUUUAAAUAUUUUAAAGUAAUCACUCAAAAAUGAAAGCUCGAUAAUGGCUUAAAAAAAAAAAAGCAAAAAAAUAUAAUGCCAAGAUAAUCCUUUCCUAGAUAGUGAAAUCAGUAUUCUGUGUAGAACUGUGGGCAGAUCCCUUUCCCAGUAGUUGCUUUCUUCUAUAGUUUCUUUUUAAAAACAGCUUCAUCAAGGUAUAAUCAGCAUAUAAUAAACUGCAUAUAUUAAAAAUGUACUAUUAAAAAUAUACUGACACAUACACCUGUGAAACCAUUACCACAAUCAAGAUAGCAAACAUCUCUGACAUCCCCAAAAGCUUCUUCUGCUCUUUGUAAUCACACCCUCCAGCUUCUCCUCACCUCCCCAUCCCCACGUAACCAUUGAUCCGCUUUGUGUCACCAUAGAUGCAUUUGCAUUUUUCAGAAUUUACAUAAAUAAAAUCAUACAAUAUGUCCUCUGUUCUUGUCUGGCUUCUUUCACUGAGCACCAUUAUUGAGAUUCAUUCAUGUUGUUGCAUGUAACAGUCAUUCCUUUUUUAUUGCCAAGUAGUAUUCUCCUGUGUGUAUGUACCACAGUGUUUAGCUAGUCACCUGUUGAACAUGUGGGCUGUUUCCAGUUUUGGACUAUUAUAAAUAAAGCUAUAAACAUUUGUGUACCUGUCUGUGUGGCUGUAUACUUUCACUUCUCUCAGUAAAUACUAUGGACAAAAAAGGGGCUUGGUAACAAACCUGAUCACAGGGUGAUCUGAUCAUAAAUUCCUAACUGGGAAGAUCACAGUGGGUAGUCAUAUAACUUCUUUACUAAAAGGUUUUUCUCUGCCUUAAGCCAGCCCUGUCCAUCAUUCUUGUGCAUCGAGGUUAACACAUCUUUGAAAUGCCUCUUUUCCAGACCCCUCAGAGGUGUAAUCACCC